This is a messenger RNA of Pyricularia oryzae 70-15, 5583 nucleotides long. Its product is annotated as polyketide synthase. Gene Ontology annotation, biological process: fatty acid biosynthetic process; secondary metabolite biosynthetic process. The transcript is spliced from 2 exons. The record is from RefSeq and is a predicted model, not a curated record. NCBI's taxonomy places the organism in Eukaryota, Fungi, Ascomycota, Sordariomycetes, Magnaporthales, Pyriculariaceae. Gene Ontology annotation, molecular function: fatty acid synthase activity; phosphopantetheine binding. The coding region runs from base 1 to 5583 and encodes 1860 amino acids.
AUGAUAAAUACCCUCAAGGAUAAGGCGAAACAGCCGCUGGUGGUGUUUCAUGCCACCCCGGGUGGGUCCCGGAUGGUCGAAGAAGAUCAGCAGCAGCAGCAGCAGCAGCAGCAGCAGCAGGACGGCCUGCCCAGGGGGCGGAUCGCUGUGAUCGGAAUGGGUGGACGCGGGCCAGACAGCAGCGCCAACGACGGCCUCGACCAGUUCUGGGAAAUAAUCCGCGAGGGCCGCGACGUGGCCCGCAAGAUUCCCGAGGAACGAUUCAAUGCCGACGGCCUCUUCCAAACCGAAGCGGCGGGGGCGGGGUUGUCGUCGUCGUCGUCGUCGUCGUCAUCAUCAUCAUCACUAUGCCGGUCGUCGACCGACUACGGUUGCUUCCUCCGGGACCCGGGCCACUUCGACUCUCGCUAUUUUCGGUUGUCACCCCGGGAGGCAUCGCUGCUGGACCCCUGCAGCCGGCUGUUCCUGAUGGCGGCGUGCGAGGCGGUCGAGAUGUCGGGAUACUCGGACGGACGCAGCCGCAGCGUGCACCCGGGGCGCAUCGGCGUGGUCUACGGGCAGAGCAACGAGGACGGCUACAUGACGACGCACCACGAGCGCGGCUGCGACGCCUACACGCUGCAGACGGUCCAGCGCGCCUUUGCCCCGGGCCGCGUGGCGCACCACUUUGGCUGGGAGGGCCCGACCUGGUCCGUCGACUCGGCGUGCUCGACCUCGUCGUCCAUCCUGCACCUGGCCACCGGCAUGUUGGCUGCGGGCGAGGUCGACAUGGUGGUGGCCGGCGCCUCCAACGUGAUAUCCAGCCCUCACGGCUGGUGCGCCCUCUCCAAAUCGGGCGUCCUGUCCGCCACCGGCAACUGCAAGCCGUUCCGCGACGACGCCGACGGGUACUGCCGCGGCGAGUUCGUCGGCGCCGUCGUUCUCAAGCGUCUCGAGGACGCCGUGGCCCACCACGAUCAGGUGCUCGCCGUCAUCGCCGCCACGGGCAAGAACCAGUCGGGCAACGCCGCAUCCAUCACCACCCCCGACGCCGGCGCCCAGGAGCGACUGUUCAGGCGGGUGCUUCGGACCGCCGGCGUCGCCCCCACCGAUAUUUCCUACGUCGAGGCCCACGGCACAGGCACGCCCGUCGGUGAUCCCUGUGAGAUGACCGCCAUAGCAGGCGCACUGGCGAGGCCUGGGUCCAGGGGCAAGGGCAAGGGCAAGGGCAAGGGCAAGGGCAAGGGCAAGGGCAAGGGCAAGGGCAAGGGCAAGGGCAAGGGCAAGGGCAUGGGCAAGGGCGAAGAGGAACGGUUGGUGGUGGGAGCGGUCAAGGCAAAUAUUGGCCACAGUGAGGCGGCGUCGGGCAUCGCGUCGCUUAUAAAAGGGGUCUUUAUGUUUCGACACCAGCUCGUGCCGCCCCAGGCUGGCAUGCCGCAUACUCUCAACCCGAGACUGUUGCCGCUGCUGGACCAGGCGGGCAUCGUGAUCCCGUCCUCCACUCGGUUGGGCGCAUUCGAAUCAGCGCCAGGCCGGCCGAGGCGGAUUCUCAUUAACAAUGUUGACGCUGCUGGUGGCAACGCAUGUUUCCUGCUGGAAGACCCCGCCGGCGUCCUCCCCAAACGCACCACCCCACCAACAGCCCUCACAACCCUCACAAACAUCACAAACAUCACAAACAUCACAAACCCACAGGAUUCCCCAUACCACGUAGUCACGGUCAGCGCGCGGACCGAGGCCUCGUUCCACAAGAACAAGCGUCGGCUCGUCGACUGGCUCGAGACGAAUCCCAACGUCCGACUCGCCGAUUUGGCUUAUACGACAACGGCUCGAAGGACCCACCACUCCCCAUUCCGUUUCGCCUGUGCCGCAUCGUCGAUCAAAGAAGUCGUCGGCUCCCUCGUGGCGGAUAUGGCUGCUACUCAAAUAGAAAGCGCAAAAGCUUGCGACACCGCCGUUGCCUCCAGAUCAACCACCCCCAAGGCGAGACCCGUGGUCUGGGUCUUUUCCGGUCAGGGCUCCGAGUACCCAGACAUGGGCAGCGAGCUCUACCAGACCAGCCCGGUGUUCCGCGACACGGUCGACCGCUGCGUGCAUCUGUGUGCAAACCAAGGCUUCCCCUCGUUUUCCGACAUGAUGCUGUCCGACGGGGCAGGUGCAAAGCACGACAGCAGCGGCGUCGACAGGACCGUGAAGAAACACCUCGCCCUGGUGACGCUGGAGCUGGCCCUGGCUGCCUUUUGGCGCCACGCCGGUGUCGAGCCUUCCGUGGUCGUCGGCCACUCGCUAGGCGAGUACGCGGCCCUCCACGUCGCCGGCGUGCUCUCCCUCGCCGACGUGCUCCACCUCGUUGGGAACCGCGCGAGACGGCUGGCUGCAGUAUGCGAGCCCGGCGCCUGUGGCAUGCUGGCCGUUUCAGCCUCGGCCGACGCUGUCGGGGCGUUUUUGCACAGGCGACGGGGCGGCCUGCUUUCGUCGUGUUCCAUCGCCUGCAUCAAUGCACCAAACGCCGUCGUCGUGAGCGGCAGCGCGGCAGACCUCCUCGCCGCUCAGGAAGCCCUUGGCCAAAAGGGCAUCCGGUCCCAGCGGCUCGCCGUAGACUUUGGCUACCACUCGGCCCAGAUGGAUGCCGUAACCUCCGACCUUGAAAGGCUCACGGCGGCCGUGUCCUUUUCGGCGCCCAAGCUGGCGGUAGCCUCGACGAUGCUCGCGUCCGUCGUCAAGGCCUCGGACAAGAUUACCAUCAACGCCGAUUAUCUGGCUCUACAGACACGUCGUCCUGUAAACUUUGUCGGGGCGGUCCAGGCUGCAAACGCCAGCCUGGGAGGAACAGACAAGGCCAUCUGGCUCGAGAUGGGUCCCCGAGCCGUCUGUGCGUCGCUGGUCCGCUCCAUCCUCCCCGUCUCGGGGCGGGCGUCCACCCUCGUCCUGUCGACGCUGAACCACCACAAGCAAGCGUCUGGCUGGUGUUCUGUCUCCAGUUGCCUGGCUGACAUGUACGCAAACGGCGUCGAGAUCGACUGGCUGCGACUGUAUGCAUCGCGCCAGGGUCACCACGAUCUCCUGGUUACACUGCCGCUGUAUGCGUGGGAUCUUGAAGAUUACUGGGUCCGUUGGACCGAGAAAAAGCCGUCGCCAGAGGUUGCGUUUUACAAGACCCCGGGCGAGGAGUCGCAAACGAUGCAUUACACAUGUGCCCAACACCUGGACGAAAAGACCCCAACGCAUGUGACUUUGCGCUCCAGGCUGGCCCAUCCGGCUUUGAAGCAGAUCAUCGACGGUCAUCGGGUCCAAGGAGUGCCCGUCUGCCCGGGCUCGGUGUAUUGCGACGCGGCUCUGGCCGCAGCAGCCCACCUGCUCGGUGACGACGACCAGAGCAGCAAGGACAAGGGUCUGGGCCUUGCCAUCGUCGACAUGAAUCUCAUCCGCCCCCUGACCGAGAGCCUUGUGGGCUCGGACGGCGGGCUGUUGAUCAAAGCCACGAUUCAGAAAUCCUGCAUCGUGUCCGUGUCUUUCAAGGCGUCCCCCAUCGGGUCCUCGCCGCGAGCACGCCAAAUCUGCCUGGGCACAUGCACCGUCGCUAGGCAAGACCCAGUGGCUGUCCGAGCCGGCUGGGAACGCAACUCGUACUACAUCAAGUCCCGGAUCGACGCCAUCAGCCAGAGCGCCAAGAGUGGGCGCGGGCACUGGGUGCAGCCGGACCUCUUUUACUCGCUCCUGUCGCGCACCUUUGAGUAUCACCACGAGUGCUUCAAGGCCGUGGCGGAGGCGCACGUGGCGCAGGACUUUGGGGACGCCACGGCCCGCGUCGUGCUGUCCGAGGUUCCACGCGACACCCGCUACGUCUCGUCGCCGUACUGGGGCGAGGCGCUGGUCCACCUCGCCGGGUUCCUGGUCAACUGCCGUCCGGGCCGGCCGGCGUCGUCCAUCUCCAUCAUGCACGGCAUCGGUCGCAUCGAGCAGCUUGCUGCCCUGGAGGCCGGUGGGGAAUACACGACGUAUGCGCGCGUGUGCACCUCGAGCGGCCAAGAGUCCAACUGUGAUGUCUUUGUCUUUGAUGCCGCCGGCGACAUGAUCCUCGCCUGCCUCGACAUGUGUUUUCGCGAGAUGAGUACCGCCGUCAUGGCACAGGCGCUGGCUUAUUGUGACCAAGACCAAGGCCCCGUGCUUGCUGUUUCUGCCAGGGGAGCAAAUGAGGCCCCCGAGGCUUCCAUGCCAGCAGCUCACAAGAGCCUCUCAAAUCAAGCAACAAACAACAAUCCCGAGCCGAAGCGAGAGGGAAAGGAUAAGAAUGUCGUGAAUGCAAUUAUCCAGAGUAUUGCCACAGAAACCGGUUGCCCCGUUUCGCGACUCACAGACGACCAAAACCUCGCCGACCUUGGCGUAGACUCCAUCAUGGCCAUCCAGAUCACUUCUAGCGUCAUGGCCGAGACCGGGUACGACUUGGCUCCGAGCAUAUUUCUCGAAUGCCUCACCAUCAACCAUCUGCGGUCCCUGUUUAGUUCCAGUCCAGACACAAAGAGCCCUCCAAGUGAGGGCGGCGGCGAUGGCAGCAAUGACGAAGCGCCCGGUAUCUUCAGCCCACAGACUGGCUGCGAGUCGGGAGACCUCGUCGAUUCUUGGGACCGGCAGACAGUGCAAGCCAGUCCAGUUGAAGAAGCGCAGGCUGCGCGAGUCACGCUUUUACGAAAAUCCACAAAGCCAAGCAACAACAGCACACAAGCCACCCCGCGUCGGCUGUACCUGAUGGCCGACGGGUUUGGUUCCGUAUCGUCCUACAUCCACCUGGUAGGGCACAAAUUCUCGGCCGACCUCUACGGCAUCGACUCGCCCUACCUGCGGUGCCCAGAACAACUGACCACCGAGGUUCGCAUCCAAGACGUGGCCGGCCUCAUGGUCGACGCGCUCCUCCAGCACCAGCCCGUCGGGCCUUUCACGCUCGGCGGCUUCUCGGGCGGCGGGAUCCUCGCCUACGAGAUGUCGUGCCAGCUGACCGCCGCCGGCCACGAGGUCCAGGGCCUGCUCGUCAUCGACAUGCGCUGCCCGCUGCCGCCGCCCGGGGACCGGCUGCAGCUGGCUUGUUCGGACCGCGUCGUGCCGCCCGACAUUGUCCAGAACCUGACCAACCACACCUUUGCCCUGACGUCGGUCUGCUGGAACCCCGACUCGGACGCGGCGCGCCACCUCGUCAGGUUCCUGGACGCCGUGGGGAGGUACUGCCCCGCGGCCCCGGCGUCGCGCGAGGAGAGGCUUGAUGUGCCCGCGGCCGUGCUGUGGUGCGAGAGGGGCAUGGUCGGCCACCUCGCGCGACACCCGGACCUGCAGGCUCGCGUGGUCGAGCACGGCAUCCCGCUCGAGCCGUUCCCGGGCUUCAUGCAGGACGCAAAGCUCGGGCAUCUGCUGUGGAGCCUGCUCGACAAGACGCCUGCGGACCUGGGUCCCAACGGCUGGGAUGACUACGUCGGCGGCGUCGAGAAAGGUCGAGAGAUUUUGUGUCUCUCGGUGGCCGCAAAUCACCAGGAGAUCCUUCAGCCGGCCUUUGCUCGCAAAACCGCCGAGGCCAUUGAGAAAAGUUUGGUGUUUUUCUUGGAGCAUGCUAUGUAA